Messenger RNA from Cataglyphis hispanica, 7859 nucleotides. It is a transcript of the gene Crag, whose product is annotated as DENN domain-containing protein Crag. Gene Ontology annotation, molecular function: protein binding. Bases 1483 to 6300 code for a protein of 1605 amino acids. The record is from RefSeq and is a predicted model, not a curated record. Gene Ontology annotation, biological process: regulation of Rab protein signal transduction. The transcript has 19 exons. Gene Ontology annotation, cellular component: cytoplasmic vesicle. Lineage: Eukaryota; Metazoa; Arthropoda; Insecta; Hymenoptera; Formicidae.
UGCGAUUAGUAUAGUUUCUUCGAAUUAGACAUUAGACUGAUUAGACGCGCGAUAAGCAAUUGACUUGUGACACGUGACAUGUGUAUUUGAAACUCUUUAUUUACAUCACUUUAUCCUCGGCGGUUCAAAUAAAUGACCUCGGGGAGGGACUCUUAUUAAUGUUUUCAAAAGAAAAAAAGGGAGAGGAAAAAAACAGCAUGACGCACGCAUUAAUGUCACGAGUCCGCACACGAGUCGUCAGUCGUCAGUAAUGUAUCGCAGCGCGGCCAAUACACUUUUAUUUCAGACAGACGCAUAAUAAUUAUUACGGAUUUGCGACGGCCAUUUUGCCACUCGUAAAGAAACUAGGUAUGGCCAUCUGACACUACACGCGAAUUCCUCUGACAACCGACAACGCGUUUCGCACGAUAAAACAACAACGCAAUUACAUCGGAGGCUCGUGUUUAUAUCGUGAGUGAGACAGACAACAGCGAUUAUCACGACGGCUCGUUCGCCAAUCGCCAGUCGUGCCAGUCGUGCGACGACGUUACCGGGAAUUUACUUGUGUAUAAUCGUCGCGUGUGACAUCUAACCUAUAAGAUUCCAUUUCGUAGAAGAAAUCGAGAGAAAAUCACGGGUGGAAUCGAGUCACUCUUCUUUCAUUUCAGGAAGAAUGCGAUCGGCAGGAUCGUCGACAGAUGCGACAAGCGCUGACGGAAAGUGAAAUUAGCGAGAUUAUACCGGCGCUCUACCAAGAUUUUAUUGUAUAUAUACAUACCGCGAGCUCUCUCUAUUUACAACUCGCUUGCAGCGCAUAAACGUCAGCGAUGCACGAAAUCGACAACGCGCUUGAAACUAUGCGAAAUAUUACAAUUGCUCCUAGUAAAAUUGAACGAUAAUCAAUGCGAUUUGUAUAAGAAGGUAUUUGUCGCUUUUUUUAUACGGCAGAAUAUUACUGAGAUUUACUGAUUCGAUAAAAAAUUCAUAUAAUCUUUGCUUAUGCGACGCGCUCCGAUCAAGUUUUAUUUGUAUAUUUAAGCAAUAUAACAGCGAGGCCGAAAGAAUACUCCACUCUAUUGCAACAGAGACAUGUACCAAUGGAUAGCUGAAAUAUUUUUAUAAGAUUAUAAGCUCUCAUAAGACAGAGAGAGAGAGAGAGUGAGAGUGUAUAUCGGCAGAUUAUGAUGUUUUAUAUGUAUUAAUAUUAUGUUUAAGGUUUUACGUAGAAAGUUAACUAUCCAGAUUGUUGCGGCAUAGAAAAGAGAGUACUUUUUAUAACGUGCCAGUCAAUCUUGCGCAAGAGAUUGCACGCUAUAUAUUGAGUGCCACGUAUACAAGAGUGGUUCAAGAACAAUCAACUUAGUGCCAUGUACAGAAAUAGUAUUUGUAUUCACUAAAAUUAAUAUAUCUAUUAUAUCUGUAAUAUGAGACAGUGUACAGAGGAUAAAGCCUGACCCACAGGCUGUUGCAUGCAUCGAUAAUAGUUCACAUCGUUAAAAAAAUAUGGAUGAGAGAAGAGUAGCAGAUUAUUUUGUUAUUGCUGGUUUACCCGGUCAAGACAAUGAAUUUAAUCAAGAUAAUAAUGAAACGAACGAUAAACUAGAAGAUUGGUGCCAGGAAGGCACUCAUCUGAAAGACAUGCACAUGCCACCUCCUAUCACAGAUCUUGCCGUAAUAUUUCCUGCUCUGGGGGAAUAUUGUCCCGAAGGAUAUACACUAUUGGAACAAACUGUAUCAGGUUUUCCAGCAGAUUUGAAUCAUGGGAGUUUACGAACAAACGAGUGUUACUUAUGCUACAGAAGAGGACGAGACAAACCUCCUUUAGUUGAUAUUGGUGUAAUAUAUGAUGGAAAAGAACGUAUAAUGCAAGAUGCUGAAAUGGUAUUAGAGACUCCUAAAGGCUAUGUAGCAAACGUAAAUAAUUCUACUUCAAAAAUUUUUGUAACAUACAGACGAGCGAGUCGAAAGAUGCCUUGCAAUUCUCUUGUCGUUACGGACAUAUGCGUUAUUUUGGCAAAUAAAGGGGAGAGCCCUCCGCAUGCAUUCUGUGUCAUCAAUAAGAAUUUGAACAAAGGAAUGCUAGGCAGUGAUGUAUUUUUAUGCUAUAAAAAGUCUAUGAAUCGCGCUAAUUUGAUAUCAUUUAAGCCAGCAAUACUCUAUAAAUAUCCUACGGCUGAUUAUAACAGUUUUGUCUUUCCGAAUUCUGUCGCCAUGUUUUGUCUACCGAUGGGUGCGACUAUAGAAUGUUGGCCUAAAGUAGCAUGUAAACCUAAACCAGUAUUCUCGACAUUUGUCUUAACAGGCGAUGCUGCUCAAAAAAUGUAUGGUUCAGCGAUAACGUUUUAUGAAGAACUACAAUUUGAAUCAGACACUUCAAACUGUAAAAAUAAUCAAGAAAUCAUGGAUACAGUAGAGAAUAAUAAAAAUAAUGCGGAUAAUAUAGAAAUGAUAAGCAAAAAUAAGCAGCAGAUGAAAAUAAAAUUGUUCAAAAGAUCUGGUAUACUUAAGAAGCUCAGUAUAUUGCAACUAGAAAAGUUGCAAUAUACGGAUCCCGCGAGCCAAUCACUGAAUAUUAGUAAAUCUAUAUGUAUAUUGUCUCAUUGGCCGUUUUUCGACACGUUCGAAAAAUUUCUAGUUUUUUUGCAUGGCAUGGUGAACGGUAAACCGCAAAGUGUCCCGAUUGAAAAGUAUAUUUCAUAUUUUUUGUGCGAUAUACCAUUCCCAUGUCCACAGCGUCCAAGAAUCUUGGUACAGCUCAGCAGUCGAGACAGAUUAAUUUUGACACAACCAGAGGAUUCGCCCUUGCCUAGAUCAGGCGCAAGUUUCAGACAACUACUGAUAAACUUGGGACCUGACAAUUGUUUAUUGAUACUAUUAUUAAUAUUAACCGAACAGAAAAUAUUAGUUCAUUCCUUACGUCCGGAUGUACUUACUUCAGUGAGCGAAGCUAUUGCUAUGAUUCUCUUUCCUUUUAAAUGGCAAUGUCCCUACAUACCAUUGUGUCCUCUAGGAUUAGCAGAGGUAUUACAUGCACCAUUACCAUUUCUGAUUGGUGUGGACUCAAGGUUCUUUGAUUUAUAUGAUCCUCCUUCUGAUGUCAAUUGUGUAAACUUGGAUACCAAUAAUAUAGCAAUAUGUGAAGAUAAAAAAUAUUUAAAUGUAAAAUUAUUACCUAAAAAAGCAGCUAGACAGCUCAGAAAUUGGUUGGAGAUUUUGUCUUCAAAAAUAAGUUCGUGGGGAAAAACUAACUGUUCUCAAAAAGAUAGAGGCGAUGAAGACUUUAGUGUAGACAGAGAGUUUCAACAAAAACGGAAAGAGCAAGCUUUAGAACUCGAAAUACAGGAUGCUUUUUUAAGAUUUAUGGCGACGAUUCUCAAAGGAUAUCGAAGUUAUUUAGUACCAAUUACAAAAGCACCUACUGUAGGGACAACAGAUUCGACAAGUUUAUUUAAUUUCCAAGCGUUUUUGAGAACUCGCGAUAAAGCCCAUGCUAAAUUUUACGCCAUGCUCGUGAAAACGCAAAUAUUUGCUAGAUUUAUAGAAGAAAGAAGUUUUGUGUCUGAUAUGGAUAUGGCGGGAUUAGCAUUUUUCGAUGAGUGUACAGAACGAAUUGAGGAAGAAAAUGUAAUUCUUUUGGAAUUGGAUGAAUCUCAACACAGUGAGCGUACAGUGUUUAUACCUCCACCUGAAGCAGGAACAAAUCAAACACCAAUAACAUAUAAAUUGUUUAAAUUGAAUCCAGAUUUAAUGAGGCCUCAGAAGAACUUUUGUUUGAAGAAUCCAUCUUUAAGUGCCUUUGGAAUGGUACCUGGGAGUCCCAUGGCUCGUAGAACAAAGCAUGAAAUCAAAGUUGCUCAAAGGAUGGCUAGAAAACAAGCCGCGAUGCCCGACAGAUGGGGCAGAUGUCUGCUUGGUACAUGUUACAGUCUUUGGUUUUUACACUUACCAGCCAUGCUGCAAGUCUCCAAUCAACCAGCUGCAAUUUUGCAUCAAGCUUAUGAAUUAUUAGUCAAAAUGCAAAAGUUACGUCUCGAUCCUAUGGAAGAGGUAUGCUACAGAGCUAUGAUGCAACUUUGUGGCAUGUAUGGUCAACCAGUUUUAGCUGUAAAGUUACUGUUCCAUAUGAAACGCAGCGGUGUACAACCUAACGCUUUAACCUACGGAUUUUACAAUAAAGCUGUUCUCGAAGCAACAUGGCCUUCUGAUAUGACAAAUUCGAGUCAACUGAUGUGGAACAAGUUGCGAAAUGUUAUUGUUGGAGCAGCAUUAUUUAAAAAGGCUGGGAAGAAGAGCGCUAGAAGACGAUUGAGUUCUAACGCGGAUUUUUUAACCGCCGAUAAGACUGAAGGCAUGGAACAUGCCCUUUCUCGGUCUAGUCUCGACAGUUCUCAUUCUCAAGACACUGAAGCUGCUCAUAGUGAUUCUACUAAAGGUAGUUCUGUAUCAGAUCUACCUGGAUUCGGAUCACUCGAAUUGAAAGCUAAACUUCUUCGGCAGAAUAGUAUAGUGAAAGACCAAGCGACAUUGAAUAUGUUGCAAUCGGACGAAUUGGAGCGAACACCUAAUAAUCCAAGGCUAAUGCGCAGUGUUGAAUCACCAUUAAAAAGUCCCGUGCGCACACCAGUUACGGAAAAUGACCCAUUGGGUGCUCUCAUUAAUGACGAAACACCGAUUGUGUCACCUUCCGAGGAGAAUGAUUCAAAUUGCUCAACAAGUACUUUAACUGUUUUAAAUAAUACGACUGAAGAGAGACCAGGAGGACCACUUUUAUUUAGAAGCAGCAUUCUCCCACGUAGUGCAACCUUUCAUCAAGCAGUAGAUGAAAGUGGCAUGACAGUAGGUGGACAUUUACAGAGGAGUGAGACAAUGCCUCACUCUGUGGCACAACAAGGGGAACAGGAGAGAGAAAAGGAGAAACUAGAAAUAAGCAGUCUUUGGUCUCAAAAUAAGGAUAGUGUAACAUCCAGCCUCUCUAGCUUAGGAUCUAGUCUUAAACUUAGUUUCGGACGAUACUCCACGGGUGGAUUGGCGUUUGCUAAAAAUAAGGAUUUAAUAUCAUCAAAUCAACUUAUUGAAUCUCUUAGUCUCUCCAGUUAUAUCAGCCCGUCAAGUUUGACAGGAAAGAAAUCGAACGAAAUAAUACUUGGUGGUCUGAAUAGCUUGAAAUCUGCUGCAACAACUGUUGUUAAAAAAUUUGAUGAGAUAAAAGAAGCAAUCUCGGCGACCAGUACGCCAGUAAAAAAUAAGGAACGUGAACAAAAAAUAGCUUACGGAAUAUCGCACGAGUCUUUAGAUUCUCUUACUGAUGGAUCUUUACAAGAUCGAAAUGAAAUUUCUAUGAAAGCAUCAGGUGAUGGAAAUAUAGAUUUAUGCUCACUGUAUGAACUCACGGAGUGUCUAUAUCCAAAGGGCACUAGAGAAUUGGAGGAACGUCUUGCCAUUGAACUUGUGCUUUCCAGUGCCAGUAGAUGUCAUCAUUGCGCUGCUAUUUUGUACGACGAAGAGAUAAUGGCUGGUUGGCAGCCGGAAGAUUCCAACUUAAAUACAGUCUGUCAGUAUUGCGAUAAGGCUACUGUACCUCUACUCACAGUUACAAUAUUAGAUUACAGAUGUGAAGCAAGCGAAAAAAAUAACGACCCUUUAAUGGGAGCAUUAGUGGAAUUACUAGAUCAACCGAAGGAAUCGCUGGAACCAAUAACGGUACCAUAUUUAAACCCAUUAGUUUUGAGAAAGGAAUUGGAGAGCGUGUUAAGUCAAGAAGGAGACGCUUGUCUCACCAAGCAUAGGUUUAUUCAGGAGCAUCCAAUAGUGUAUUGGAAUUUGAUCUGGUAUUUUGAAAGGAUUAAUUUAACAAGCCAUCUACCUGAUCUCUGGUUGAAUAAUGAUAAAAAUUCAGAACUUCAAAGAACUGUAGGAUUGGUGGGUGUCAGAACAAUGUGGGAUAAUGAACGAUUACACAUGGAUCGUUUACCUAUGUAUCUCCAAUGGAAAUUAAAUUCUACAGAGGAUAGAACUUUGAUGCAGGCAGUGAUAACAUAUGUUCGUUGCAACGACUUAGCAGAACCUAUAAUAAGAGUGGCCUUAGAAAGAAGUAAACAUCAAACAGGCGAUCAUCCGUUUUCUAUAUAUAGAGAUAUUCUGUUUUUGGCAUUUAUUGUAUUGGGCAGGACGAAUAUUGAUCAAGGCGUCUUCGAUAGAGAAUACAGUUUGUCGCUAGAGAAAUUUUCCGAAAACGAGGAGAAAUUACUGCAUAAAAUUGAUGCUCCACCAACGAUGAUGUCAAUUUAUUGCAGACAUUAUUUUAAGCAAUUAAAUGUUUGAGAAACAUGAGCAGCCGUGAAUAAUUCCGAAGAAAACUCAUUCCCUUCGAAACAUCGCAGGAAGGGUGCGAUUUUGCGUGAAUAAUAAAUGCUCGUAAAUACGAACAUUUAUAGCUCUAUUUUCAAAAUUGCGUGCACGAGGGAUGAUUUACAUGCAUAAAGGACGAUGUUUAAAUCAGGCGCUGUUAAAAUCGAAUGUCGAAAUCUCUGACAUAAUAUUAUACAACGCAUCAUUGACGUCUCUUCUAUACGUUGAACGUUUGUCUAAUACGGAAGAUUGUUACUGUUAAUAAUAAUGAUUUGAGCUACAAUGCCACUUCCUGAAUGGCGCCAAUUACGAUUGAUAUCGUAGUAGCAUGGACCUGCAAAUCACCUUUUUUUCAUGAGACUCCGCUUAUUAGCUAACAUCCAUGAUAUUUGUCUUUGUGCAAAAAUAUAAUCAAGUCAUCUCGAAUUCGAACUUAUCCAAUUCUCCAAAUUUGAUCGCGCACACGAGAACUGAUAAAUGAAUAGUUAUCAGAUCAGUUGCAUCAACUAUUUCGCGCUAAUCGCAAUAAGUUGAAUUUUCUUAUCUUAUUCGUGUCGUGGCGAAAAAGGCUGUGAUCUAGGAAGAGAUGGAGAAUUACUUAUCGUAAUUGGCUGCCAAUCGGAACUAUUGAAGCUAUCGAUCUCGAGAUCAGAUCAGUGCAAUAUCAAGAGUUGAACGAUAAUAAUGAUUUUUAACUAAUCGUACUACUCUGGCUCUUCAUAUGUUUAUAAUUGUUUUUAAUGAUUAUUAACUUUUUUUUAAAUAAAUUCGGUCGCAUGUCUCUGUUUUAUGACUCAAUAUUCGCGCAGCGCAAUAACAGUAUCUAAGAGUACAAUGUUAAAAAGUAUUAAGUACCAAAGAACUUAUACGGACUGUAAAAAACGAUCGCAAGUUCAAUUGCAACUGUAAAUUCCCUCCAGGUGUGCUGUGACCUUAAAUACGUUUCAGUCCGUCGCGUAAUAUCCCCAAUGUAAAAAGGAAAAAAGGCUGUCGCGUGUGGAUAUUAGAAACAGGCAGCCUUUAAUAUACCGACUAUUUUUUUUACCGAAAAAAGUGAGAGAGAGAGAGAGAGAGAGAAAGCGACGGUAACUAUCGCGUGACAUGAUGAAACGCAGUAUUCUUUCCUUGUACUCUUAGAUAGAAACAAUCAUUUAUCGCACGACGAACACACAUAAUAUAAAUAUCGUUUCUCUACUCGUCCUAGGUGAAAAGUGCUCUUCACAAGGGUAUGGCGUUAAACUCGAUUGCUUACCCUCAAAGUAAAGUAAAUAUUUAGUGUGUGUGAGAGUGAAUAUUUUUAUGAAUUUUAGACAUUUAAAGCAUUUGUAAUAGUUUAGCAAAUUUAGUUAGGUUCUGCCCACAAUUUAUUCGUAACGGAAUGAGAUUAUUCGUCGCGAGGUGACUCAUAAUUGCGACCUUUUAUAAUGUCGUGCACUUUUCAUCUUGGAUAUUGCAGAUGAAUGUAGUUCAUUCAUUUCAAUACUAUGAAUGUAGAUUACAAGAAUAAAGUCCGUUGAGGUAUUUUACAGAAA